AUGGAACGACAAAAGCCGACCAAGCUGGCUAAAUCCUGUAUUCCGUGCCGCAACCACAAGAUCAAGUGUGAUGCUCCAGUCCGGGGUUUGCCAUGCAGCAAUUGUACGCGCAGGUCAAGUCAUGAGAGGUGUAUUCUUCCAACAAGAAAACGCCGAGAGUUGUUGGUUUCCCGUGCGGGUUCUCGGGAGACGCGUACUGACUUUUGCCAUUUCAGGAGCACGGCGCAGGCGUCUGAUCAGAUCUCGACAUCUAGUCACGCUACACCCUGUAGCAAUCCACCCGAAUCGACAACUGUCGCUCAGACGCGUCCCGUCACCGAUCUGUCGGAUAAAUGCCGAGAUCUAACGAAAUACCAGAUCAGCUUGAACUACAUCAACAUUUUAGAACAAGUCGACAAUAAUGGAACUCAAUGCCACGAUCGAUCUAACCUCCUUGUCGAGGAAAGCCGUCAUUCGGCAAGCAGCUCAAGCAAUUCAUACUCAAACACAAUAUCUCGACAACUAGACCCCGUCGACCAGGUCUUUCUCGUUGGGAAGGGUGCCUUCGAUAUCCCUCCCCAGCAUUGCGUGCAAGUUUCUAUCUCGAUUCUGCAAUCGUAUUUCAACUUUGUCGAUCCUUUCGCGCCCAUUAUGGACAGAACUAGUUUCAUUCGCGCUUACAAGUCCGGAUGCUACUCCCUCUUCCUGAUGAAUGCUGCUCUUGCUAGUGGAUCCCUCCAUGUGUCUUCAUAUAUCAUCUCAGAAUGCGGCUUUAGAAGUCGGCCGGAGGCACAGGCUAGCUUCUCAUCCAAGGCGACGCUGCUCUACGACUUUGGAUGCGAGACAAAUUCCUUGCAUUUACUUCAAGGCUGUGUACUGCUGGGGGGUGUGUCGAUUCCCUCCGUUGAAAAGGAUUGCCGUUACUGGCUAUACAACUCGGUUCGUCUAAUCACAAAAACGGAUCUUCACAAGGAGAUAUCGCACUGUCAAGCAACCACGUUUACUAAUGUUGACAAGUGUCGUGACGUACACUAUACGUAUAUAGGUACACAGAGGGCUGGCAUAGUUAGCCAACUCAGGUGUAAUCUCUCCCCGCUUACACCCGAUGACUGGGAGCCCGAAACCAUUCCGGACGAUUGCGCCUCAGUCUUGAAGCCGCUGAAAAGUCAACAGAUACUGGGUUUCAUAUCAUAUUGGCAGCUUGCAGUAAUAGGUACGCACAGUGUUGAAUGGGGGACUUUGAACUCCACUGACAGGGUAGUGAAUCAAUGCUUGACCGACCACGACGACCGAGAUCCCGAGAGAGUGAUCCAACCGCUUGAAGCCUGGCGGAUUUCUGUACGAGAGACCUUCCAGACGAACAACCAGUCACAGCUCGAUAUGAUGUGUUCUUUUCUUCUGGCUAGUAGCUAUCGCUUCGAGUGUAUUCUUCUACGUCUCCUACGUCCGAAGUGGAAGUCUCUAAACCCAGAACGAAGCGAAUGGGCCAGACGUCAGCUACGUUGCGCUAUGUUUGAGCUUGAUACUAUCGCAGGGAGGAUGUUGGCCUGUGAUACUCUUCAAGAAGCACCGUUGGCAUUCUGCACCUGCAUACCUAUUCUGCUUGCCCUCCACGUCGAAACCGUGUUGGACAGUACCGAAUCUGAGGUCAACCAGUCUCUGUCUCGAGUAUCAAUUAGUAGGGUCAUGUUGAUUCUCAGGCGCAUGAAAGAUAUUCCAUCCAUAGGGCAAGUGCUAGUGGUCUUCGAACAAGUUCUUGCAAAGCACAACCUGGCAUCACCUUCAACGGAUGUUAGUGGCUCCGUUUCUGUCGAGGCACAUCCAGAAUCGGCUGGUAAGACAGGACAUGAUCCAGCAUGGCACGGGAGUUUUCCCGCGAUGGGGUGGCUCGAUCUUCUCGAGUUGGACGAUCCCAUGCUCGGGGAUUUAUCGAUCUUUGAAUCCACGUGUAGUUGA
Messenger RNA from Fusarium vanettenii 77-13-4, 1935 nucleotides. RefSeq lists its product as uncharacterized. Gene Ontology annotation, biological process: regulation of DNA-templated transcription; DNA-templated transcription. Gene Ontology annotation, molecular function: DNA-binding transcription factor activity, RNA polymerase II-specific; zinc ion binding; DNA binding. NCBI's taxonomy places the organism in Eukaryota, Fungi, Ascomycota, Sordariomycetes, Hypocreales, Nectriaceae. The transcript has 5 exons. The record is from RefSeq and is a predicted model, not a curated record. Bases 1 to 1935 code for a protein of 644 amino acids.